CAACGAAACGAAUACAAAAUUCUGUGCAAGUUAAUAACUUUGUACUUUGUACGAAUAUUAUACGAACGAUAUGAUGCGCCAUGAGUGGGAAAAAAAUGGAUCCGAAUAAAAUUUUCAGUCAAGAUUCAGCGUUUUUGCAACAGUAUCAAGCAGACCUGCAUAAACAAUCAUCACAUGAAGGUGUAGCUCAGCGUUCCCACAGUCAUAUCAGUCUCCUAACAGGAAAACCAUCUCAGAUAUUAAAUACCUCCUCUGCAACUUCUUUGUUGAAGACCUCCCAGGCUGGUCCUAUGCUGAGUGGAGCAGCGGCCAGUAGUCCCCAGGUUACACAAGUUAUUAAAGGAUCACAUGGCAUGAUUCUAAAGAAUGUUCCAGCAAGCAGGGUCGUGGUAGGGUCAAAACCAGGAGUUGUUACUAGGACAGUGCCAGUAAAUCCAUACUUAAAACGAUGGAAAAGAUUGAAGAAAGUCAUUAAAGAUCUAAUGUUUGUGAAUGCGUCAGUCUGUGAUGAAGUGGUCCAUGUUGAGGAAAAGAUUGCUAAAGUGAAGGAAGAGAGAAGAUUUCUAUUGAGAAAGCUACUCCACUAUGAAUCCCUUAAAGAUGGUUUACCUGCCCCUGGUAAAGUAUCACCAGGGGGCAGCAGUGGUAAGUCUCUAAUUCCUGCAGCAGAGAGUAACUCCGAACCAACAAUCAUCAAAAGCAAAUCCAAGAAGAAGGCUUCUGGGAGUUCUGAAAAAAAGAAAAUGGCAUCAGCGAUACCAUCAGUGGCCAAAGAGAUAUUAGAAACAAUGCAAGUAAAGCCAAAGAAAUCCAAGUCUCAGGUGACUAAGCGAGUGGUGCCUCAGCUACAAUUGGACUCCAUGGGGAGACCCAUCUUCCCACUCGUGAUGGGGGACUUGACUCUGCACAGCUUGGGGGAGGUUGUAGUAGACCGGCCUAGUUUCCACAGUGUUCAGUGUAUUUUCCCGGAAGGUUUCUGCACAACACGAUACUAUGCCUCCACUGUGCUUCCGGACAAGAAGUGUUUAUAUACUUGCAAAAUUUCCAGCAGUAUAAAGGGACCACAGUUUGAGAUUGAUGCUGACGAUGAUGAAGAUCUCGUUAUCAGCAGUCACUCCAUUGCAGAUUGUCACAAUCAGCUGAUAUCAAUUAUCAACAAGUCAAGAGGCAUGGAGAUAUUGGAGCCCUCAGGAAGAGGGGCAGAUUUCUUUGGACUGACUCACCCAGUGGUACAGAAUCUCAUUCAGAGUUCACCAGGAGCUAAGCGCUGCAGUAACUACAAGUGGGUCAAGUUUGAGAUAAGUAAAACUGACACCAAUGAGAGUGUUGGCACUGAGAUGUUACAGGACCCAACCAUAGGAUAUGAUGCCUUCAGAGUGGCACUGAUCAAAGGUGGAAUCAAACACCAAAUGCCAUUUGAAUCUUCUGGAAGUCUGCGAUCACUGCUAACCACGAAACCCUCUACAAAAACUUGAAAUAUGCAUUCUUAACUUUAUGAAACAAUCAGUUCAUCAGAAGUUGUGCUGAUGAAGUUGGAGGACAUGCAUUGUGAAAUACACAUCAAAGUGAUUAAAACAUAGCUGAGACCUGGAUCCAUGUGCGAUGCAUACCAUAUAUAAUUACACAAAAAAGUGACAUGUACAUGUAAUUGUGGUUAGGAUUCACAUUAAAGAUAUUUUUUUAUAAGAUGGUAUUAGUGAGACACUGUCCUUCCAUUAAAGUAUGACCACAACAUCUUGUUGCAAAUUUGAGACUGUACAACAUGUCAUAAAUUAUUUCACCUGUUUUAACCCAAAUAAUUUGACCUUGACAGAAGCUUUAACCUUAAUCUUUCAGUUCAUCAUAAAGAAGACUCAUUCGUGUAUAUAUGUUAUAUUAAAAUCAUGAUCUACACUUCAGCUGUGUUGAUGUUUAAAGAGAUAAACAAAAUGCUUACAAUCUUAAGGAUGAAUGCUACACCAGAGAAAUUUGAUAUGGAUGAAAAGUGGAGGAUAUAUACAACAUUGAACAAUAUUUUGAAAUUGCAAACUUUCGAAUUUACUUUAUUUAGUAAAAAAAAAUGCAGUUUAAGUAGAUCUGAAAAGAAUGUAACCCCAUCUGGACUCGAACCCGAGAUCUACAGUUCAGCAGACAACGUGCUAACCUACUGAGCUACUCGGCUAAGCAAUAUUUGAAAUGAAUAAACAAAUAUUGCUGAUAUUUAUGGUUACAGUUGACAUGUAUUUACAUGCCUGAUAGAACAGUUAAGAAUCUGUCACAUUCAUACUGCAUGAAAAGUCGAUUAAUGCCUUUAUCUGUUUUGUGCUUAAAUAAGAUUUUUUUUAAAUUAAUGAUUCUAUGUGUAUUUAAAUUUUAUCAACUCGCAGACAGAUUAGCCAUUUCGAAAACAACUCGUUGAUUCUCUGAUCCUCUCUAAUGUAUUGGUCUCUCACAGGUCGGGUCAUUGUCCGCUGUACCUGUUGAAAUACUAAAGCUCUAUAUUGUAUUCGCUUCAGUGUACUAGUAUUUUAAUAAAUGAUGGUUUAUACAUGCAAGUUUUAACAA
Messenger RNA from Ostrea edulis (European flat oyster), 2544 nucleotides. RefSeq names its product transforming growth factor beta regulator 1-like. Lineage: Eukaryota; Metazoa; Mollusca; Bivalvia; Ostreida; Ostreidae. Bases 81 to 1475 code for a protein of 464 amino acids. The record is from RefSeq and is a predicted model, not a curated record. Gene Ontology annotation, cellular component: nucleus. Gene Ontology annotation, biological process: regulation of cell cycle. The transcript is spliced from 10 exons.